Messenger RNA from Trichophyton rubrum CBS 118892, 1215 nucleotides. RefSeq lists its product as uncharacterized. Gene Ontology annotation, cellular component: cell wall. Gene Ontology annotation, biological process: oxalate metabolic process. Lineage: Eukaryota; Fungi; Ascomycota; Eurotiomycetes; Onygenales; Arthrodermataceae. The record is from RefSeq and is a predicted model, not a curated record. The transcript has 6 exons. The coding region runs from base 1 to 1215 and encodes 404 amino acids.
AUGAAGUUCGGCUCAGCACUCGUGGCCGCGGUCGCUGCUGUAGCAGGAGUCGCCGCAAAAGACUAUGGCGGAGUGCCAGGCCAGCCUAUCCAGAAGAGCGGAAAGGGAGCUGUCUUCUCUGGGGCUACCAACCGCGAGCUUGAUCUCCAAAACCCAAGCAAUAUCAACGGCCAGCCUGCCACCGACAGUGGUCUUGUACCAAACUUGAAAUGGAGCUUUUCUCUUUCUAAGACCCGUAUGUUCCACGGUGGCUGGAUUCGUGAGCAGGUUAUCUCGGACCUGCCUGCCAGUCACGAUAUUGCAGGCGCCCAAGUCCAUUUAACUAAGGGCGGAAUCCGACAGAUGCAUUGGCACAGAGUUGCUGAAUGGGGUUACGUCUAUGCUGGCUCCAUUUUGGUAUUUGCCGUCACCGAAGAUGGCCAGUAUCAGAUUGACAAACUCACCCCUGGUGACAUGUACUACUUCCCCAAGGGAGCUGCUCACUCUUUCCAAGGUAUUGAGGAUGAGAACGAAGUGCUCGUCGCCUUCGAUGAAGGUGACUUCGACCAGAUCGGAACUACUUUCCAGAUUGCCGAGUGGAUCGCGCACACUCCUCAGGACGUGUUGGCUAAGAAUUUCAACAUCUCCACCGGCGGCACCUUCGACAAGACCAAGUCUAAUAUGCUCGAGAUCAUUAACUCGACGACCAGCACUCACAACGUUACUGGUCCCAAUGGUGCUCUCAUGGGCAACAGCUCUUACACCUUCCACAUUCGCGACGCCCCCGAGAUUCAAGUCCCUGGUGGCGGCGGUACUAUCCAGAUCGUUGAUUCGAAGAACUUCCCUAUAUCUAAGACUAUUGCCUGCGCUGUUGUUCGUCUAAAGCCCGGCGCUCUGCGUGAGCUCCAUUGGCAUCCAACUGCUGAGGAAUGGCUCUACUUCCAUAGUGGAAAUGCCCGCGCUACCGUUUAUGUUAGCGGCGGUCUAUCCCGUACCUUCGAUUUUACCGCCGGCGACACUGGUGUCUUCCCAGAUAACGCUGGCCAUUAUAUUGAGAACGUCUCCAAGGAUGAAGAGCUUGUCUAUCUUGAGCUUUAUAAGGCCGACCGGGUUGCUGAUGUAUCCCUCUCCCAAUGGCUCGCUCUCACUCCACACGACAUUGCUGCCGCUGCUAUUAAUGUUCCCAUCGACGUCAUUGACAAGCUGAAGAAGGAUAAGCAAUUUAUUAUCCAGUAA